AUGUUUUGCAAGAGCUGCGGUGCCACGGGAAGCAGCAGCAGCAGCAGGGGCCCCCGGGGGGCCCCCGGGGGGGCUCCGGGGGGCCCCAUAAAUCAACAAAAUGAGGCAGCAGGCAGCGGCAGCAGCGAAACCAGCAGCAGCAGCAACAUCCACAGCCCCAGCCGCACGGCCGCAGCAGCAGCAGCAGAAAGCAUAGCAGCAGCAGCAGCAGCUGUUGGCCGCUGCUGCAGGAACAAAAGCCGCAGCAGCAGCAAAUGCCACAGCAGCAGCAGCAACCCCAGCAGACGCACCAAGAUAGCAGCUGAAGCAGCAGCAGCAGCAAAUGCAGCGCCAGCAGUAGUAACAGCAGCAGCAGCAGCAGCAGCAGAACGUACUGGACCAGUGUUGAGCAGCCAGUCAAUUAGCCCAGCAGAAUCUGCUGCCAGCAGCAGCAGCAGCAGCAAAUCUGCGGAGCCCCACAGCGGCCCGCUGCUGCUGCUGGCAAGUAUUGCCAUUAGGCGGGCUAAUGCUGCGCUGCAGCAGCAACUGUAA
This is a messenger RNA of Eimeria tenella, 531 nucleotides long. RefSeq lists its product as uncharacterized. Bases 1 to 531 code for a protein of 176 amino acids. The transcript is spliced from 2 exons. The record is from RefSeq and is a predicted model, not a curated record. Lineage: Eukaryota; Apicomplexa; Conoidasida; Eucoccidiorida; Eimeriidae.